GAAGUCGCCUCCAGGGCGCGGGGCUCGUGACGACCACUUCCGUGUUGUGCUGCGUGGUGGUGGUGUUGCUGUUGUGGGUGCCCGCCGUGUUUGUCUCUCCCUGCAGGGCGUUGGUAGUCGUUUUACUCCUCUUCCCCCGGCCGUGUUUGUCUCUCCCUGCUGUGCUGCUGCUCCUGCUGCUGCCGCUGCCAUGGCGACGAGGCGGCUGCUGCUUGUGGUGGCGGUGGCCGCGCUGACGCUGUGCGGCCUCCCCGGACUCGGAGCGGCCCAGGACUGUUCAUCCUUGAACAACAGCAGCUGUGAGAAGUGCCUGAAGAAUGUGACGUGCCUGUGGUGCAACACCAACAGCCGAUGCAUGGACUACCCGGUGAAGAGGAUCCUGCCGCACACGGAGGACUGCGCUUUGUCGGCGGCUCGCUGGGGCGUGUGCUGGGUGAACUUUGAGGCUCUUAUCAUCGCCAUGUCGGUGGUGGGAGGCAUCCUCCUCUUGGGCCUGGCCACCUGCUGUUACUGCUGUUGCCGCUCCCGCAAAAGCGGCCCGACUCGCGAGGAUGAACGCCUCCACCAGCAGCAGGAGGAGCGGCGCGCGCAGAGCGAGGAGAGGCGGGCCGAUCGUAAGGCAAGACACGACGAGAUCCGAAAGAAAUACGGCCUCAUCAAGGAUGACCACGCUUACUCUCGCCUGGCCAGCGCCUAGUGGGACGCUGGUGGCGCUGGUGCCAGCGCUCCGCACGGCUGCCACUCCGCUGGACAGGAAUGCGGUCGCAAGCACCGCACUCACCCUCACCCCGCUCACCCUCACCCCGCUCGCCCUCGCCCCGCUCACCCUCACCUUGCUCACCCUCAUCCCGCUUACCUUCACACUGCUCCUCCUCACCUGCACCCUUCUCACCCUCACCCCGCUGCUCCUCACCCUGACUCUACUCACCGUUACCCUGCUCAUCCUCACCCUUCUCACCCUUGCCCCUCUCUUCACCUCCUCCUCACCCUCGCCCUGCUCCUCCUCACCCUCUCACCUCUUUCCAGGAAGAUUCACCCCCCUGAUUUUUUUUGCAGUUCUGCCAAAUCUCAAGUACCGCAGGCUAUUAAGUUGGAACCGUACGUUUGAACGGGAAAUGAGUCGGGACUAAAGUUAAUGAAAUAUCGCAUAAUUCCGAAUGAGCAGAUGUGAGUUGGUGAGUAUUUCUGGGCAGCAUUGGGCUCCGGCUUUGCCUGGCGAUUUUUCGAGGCUGAUUGCAGCUGAGUGUACUUCCUUGUUUUAAGAGUUAGCAGAGUUCUUGAACCGCUUCCUCCUUGUAAAUGUUCCGCUCAUGUCUUUAAAACUUUCGUAAGCUGACUUCAUUGUUAACUUUAGUGAGACACUGUGGAACUAAACUAUUUUAAAACUAAACUUUUUUAUUUUACUAGAUUUUGCCCACUGAGCUACAUAGCUCUUUUUCAGAAGCGACUUGGCCACAAGUCAUAGCUCAAUGAAGUGGCCAAUCAUGUGGAA
Molecule: messenger RNA, 1492 nt
Organism: Petromyzon marinus (sea lamprey)
Lineage: Eukaryota; Metazoa; Chordata; Hyperoartia; Petromyzontiformes; Petromyzontidae
Product: pituitary tumor-transforming gene 1 protein-interacting protein-like
Biological process (GO): protein import into nucleus
Cellular component (GO): cytoplasm; nucleus
Source: RefSeq, a predicted model, not a curated record